UACAUAAUCUAUAUAUGAAUCUUAAAACAUGCAAAACUCUGCCAUUUCUGUCUAUUACUACUACUACUAUUCUGCUACUAACAUCAAACUCCAACUACGUUCGAUCACACACACACAUUGUUGGUGACUUCGACAUAAUACCGUUUAAUACAUAAUAACAACUUGAAUUUCAAAUCAAUUUGAUACGUCAACCCAAUGGGGUGUAAUAAAAUCGAAAAUCGAACACCAUGCAACACCAAAUAAAUGACCUCUAACUUCAAUAUGAAAUUCAAUGGUGAUGAUGAUCUGUGAUGUGGAAUAAAAACAACACAAACACGCAAUUCGUGUUAAACAAAUGGCAAAAAAUAAUAAAAAUGUUUUACAUGUGUGUGUGUGCGCGCGUUACUUUCGUGGCGGCGGAUGGAUGGUGCUGACCCGUGCUCACAAAAAAAAAAAAAAAAAAAAAAAACAAAAUACAACAUUUUUUUCCUGCAUGCCACCACACACAUUUACCAUGGCAACGAUACUCCUUGGCUGACUGGCCGACCCGACCGGCCGUCCGUCAAUGUCUAUGAUAUAUUACACAAAAUACAGUAAAUGAUGUCGAAGAUUCAACAGAAUUUGAAUAUGAAACAGCGAUUUACUACGGUGAUUCAACGGUUAAUGUGGGUGAACGUUUUUCAAUUACAUGCAUUAUACCCAUAACAGAUCCAAUAAACUGGUUAAAGGAUGGCGAAGCCAUUAAAGUACACAAUUUACGACACGGUCAUGAUGAACAUUCAUAUGUCUUAAGCGAAAGUGCUAUUGAGGGUGAAAAGCACAAAAUUGAAGCUCACAUCACAGUUCGUCAUGCCCUUAAGGUACACGAGGGCAAAUAUCAGUGCAACCAUUUACACGCCAGCUAUCACAUGCUGCAAGUACGCAAUCCAGAACCGGAUAAACCCGAAACGUUAUCACCAUUUCUAAUACAACAACAUCACAUGGGUGGUAGUCGCAAUCGGAACGAGGAGUAUCAGCGAUAUUUUCCCACAGAAUCGGGUUAUGUAACAAUACACGAUCUAACGCCAAGUCAAUCGAAUGAAGAUGACUUAUUUACACGCACCUGGGAGCCAACCGAACCAGAAACACCGCCACAAAUUCUAGCACUGCCAACGAAAAAACCAAUUACAACGACAACCAGUGGACAACAGCAGCAGCAGCACCAUCACAGUCACCAUCAUCCGCAUGAGCAUGAUCACGAUGGUCAUUUGCCACAUAUCCAACAGAUGGAACAUGAUUUGAAGCACAAGUUAUUUCUGAUAAAUACAACAAAUUUUGAUGGUAGCCCCGUGGCAUCGAUGGACACACGCUAUCACAACAAGACAAAAACAUAUGAGUUGAAUCCGCCACCCACACCGCCACACCAUACAACCGAAUCGUGGAGACCUACAGGCAUUUAUUAUGCUGCUACACCACCUAGCUUCCCGCCACCGCGUACCACACCCGCUCCCGUUACAGCAGCUCCACCACCACCGCCAAUGCCCGGCCUAUUUCCCUACUAUCCACCCUAUUAUAUGCCGGGAUAUCAACACAAAACCCAUGAUGGUUAUCACAUUGCACCAGGUUCGCCAGCUGGAGGAAUACCCCAGGCACCGCCACAAUAUCAUAUUCCUCCGAAUUAUUACUACCCGCAUCCACAUCAAUUCUAUAAUCCAAUGGUGACGUUUCCCUCACAUGCACCGGGUGUCAUGAGUAUGCCAGCGGGCGGUGGUGGCGCUGGCGGCCAACAACAGAUUCAACAUCCACCAAUUACCUAUUAUCCGCAUCCAUUUCAACAUUAUCCUCAAAUGCCACCAAAUCAACAGUAUAUGCCAAUGCCGGUGGAUAGAAGUGUUGCUGGGGCAGCUGCUGCCACAUCGGCACCUAUUUUUGCACCAGGAGCAGUAACCGCAGCAGCAGCGGCUGGCGGUCAACGUCAGCAACAGCAGCAACUACAACAACCUGUACUGAUUUUACCAGGCGUGGUAACUCAAACAAUGGCUCCCAGCAAUAUUUCACUUAUCUAUCCUCCUCCUCCAGUCAAUAUGGGUGAGAUUCAUAACUUUGGCUUUUAUUGCUAAAAAACAAAUACAAAUCCCAAACAAAAAAAUCAAAUCAUCAUUUUUAUCAAAUUAUUUGAUUUUUUCAUUCGAUUCCAAAGUGUUCCUCCUAAAUUUGAAACUACAUGUUUUUUUUUGGUUUUCCACCACCACCACCACUACCAACAACUCAUCAUACGCAUCUGUUACGUAUGUUGUGCAUUUUUUAAAAACAAUAAUAAUAAUAGCUAAUUUUAGCAAAUAGCUAUGAAAUAUCGUUCUUUGCUCUUUCUAGUCAUCUCGUCAUAGUUUGUUAUUCCCUUUGACAAAACAAAACAAAAAAAAAAAAAAACGAAAAUACAACCCUGCCAAACGUCACGCAUUGUCAUCCAUAUGUUAAAUACUAUUGUUGUUGUUUUAUUAUUUUUCUAUGGAUUUCUGGUUUAAUUAUCUUCUUUUGCUCUCUUCUCGCUCACUAGUAUGUAUACAUAGUAUCCACCAUCAAUCAGUCAGUCCAAUCGUCAUUCAUCAUUGAAUUUAUCAUGCAAUCAUCUUUCAUGCUGUGUGUGUGUGCUGCUAGUUGCUAAUAUGUUUGUUCGUUCGUUAUUGUUCGUUAAAUGUUCGUUUUAACGACUUUUUUAUGAUUAAAAUAAACGAAAAAAAAAAAUACAA
Molecule: messenger RNA, 2708 nt
Organism: Musca domestica (house fly)
Lineage: Eukaryota; Metazoa; Arthropoda; Insecta; Diptera; Muscidae
Product: IQ motif and SEC7 domain-containing protein 2
Exons: 2
Coding region: 888-2078 (396 amino acids)
Source: RefSeq, a predicted model, not a curated record